This is a messenger RNA of Serpula lacrymans var. lacrymans S7.9, 1119 nucleotides long. RefSeq lists its product as uncharacterized. Bases 1 to 1119 code for a protein of 372 amino acids. The record is from RefSeq and is a predicted model, not a curated record. Lineage: Eukaryota; Fungi; Basidiomycota; Agaricomycetes; Boletales; Serpulaceae. The transcript has 9 exons.
AUGAUCAAUUCUGUUAUGUUCUUCCUAUCUUCGUUUCGCGGAACUCUCCAGAGAGUUUUUUCUAGGGUCAUUGAUCGCCGUCUUGAUGCGGUGGCGCCUAUUCAAGUACUUAUCAUCCCAGAACAUAUCUGCAUAGAUUCCAUUCGGCUUCUUUCCCCUGUCUUCAAUAGCUCUUUACGAUCUAUCGAUUCUGAUAUUGCAAACGUGACCAUGCCCUCGACGACUCAAAUGACCUUAACGUCCAUAUGGCUAGAAUCUAUUGCGUACGGUAUAAAUUGCGCACUGUUCUCUCGAAGUACCUCUGUGCUAUUACGACGACAAGCCCGUGAUGGUCUCAAAUAUUCGAGUAGAUUUCUCCUUGUCGCGAGCACGUUUCUGGUUAUAACAGCCACUGUGCAUAUGAUAUUGUCUUUCCUGCAGUUACUGAAGGGUUUCACGGAUUCAGCCAUUUUAUCCAAGCCCCUUGGCACCGAUGUCUACCUUGUCUCUAAUACAUUGCUUGUUAUCAAUCUUGCCUUAUACGUUGCCAAUGCUAUCACUCAGGAGCUGUUGCUGAUAUGGAGAUUAUAUGUUAUUCUCAAUCGCAGUAGAAUAGCGUGCGUCUUACCAGUUGUUAUCUUAAUCGGAAACGCUAUAUCUGGGUACAUGGGUAUCUAUCAUUUCUCCCAGAGUCCAGGGUCAAUGCACCCCCUCAAGGCGUUUAUAUUAUCAUACUGGAUAACUGGCUUCUUUCUCAAUGCCAUGCUGACAUGCACCAUUGCACGUUACAUCUGGCGAGUAAGUAGAGAUGCUUACGGCAUGAAUCGCUCAGACUACAGAAGUGCCGUCCGAUUUGUAGUCGAGUCAGGUGCCUUGGUGACGAGCUGUGCACUCGUUAUGACGUGCUUGUACAUUGCAGGAAGUGUGGCAGGCCCAAUAUCUGAAAAUGUAGCCAUACAAUUGAAUACUGCGAACCCUUUGCUUAUCGUUGCUCGAGUGGGGACCCACGUCAACGAUUCAGCAUCGCAUAGCACUUUCAUUCUUACUCGCCCUAUCGACUUUCGUGUUGAUGCCGCUCGACCUCGUUCAGUGGAUUCUCUCGCAGAUCCAGCAGACGCAUCCAAAUAUAUCCAGCCAUAA